Brugia malayi is the source of this 1212-nucleotide messenger RNA. RefSeq names its product Choline/ethanolamine kinase family protein (gene Bma-cka-1.2). Bases 1 to 1212 code for a protein of 403 amino acids. NCBI's taxonomy places the organism in Eukaryota, Metazoa, Nematoda, Chromadorea, Rhabditida, Onchocercidae. Gene Ontology annotation, molecular function: choline kinase activity; ethanolamine kinase activity. Gene Ontology annotation, cellular component: cytoplasm. The record is from RefSeq and is a predicted model, not a curated record. The transcript has 9 exons. Gene Ontology annotation, biological process: CDP-choline pathway; phosphatidylethanolamine biosynthetic process.
AUGUCAGUUGCGAAAAUUCCGACACCAUGCGAAUUAAAAAAACUUUUUGGUCAGUCCAAUGCAAAAAACAAGGAAAUACCAUAUGAUGUUAUUGUAUGUACACGAGAACUUUGUGCGCGUUAUCUCGGUGGUGCAUGGAAUACAAUUAGCCCAGAACAGUUACGUAUGCAACCAGUUAUUGGUGGGAUAAGCAAUUUAUUAUUCUUGGUGGAACUACCAGAAAAUGUAGUACCAGAAGGAGGAGAACCGGUUUGUUCACUUUUGCGCAUACAUUGUUCCGAUGAUCUUGAUCGUCUUCUCAGUGAAGCAGUUGUUUUUACAAUGCUUUCUGAAAGAUUGCUUGGACCACGACUUUUUGCUGCUUUUCCAUCAGGUCGUUUCGAACAAUAUAUUCCAUCACGACCAUUAUUUUGCGAUGAAUUUCAAUAUCCAGGCAUCACCAAACAUUUGGGAAAAGUAUUUGCUCGUAUUCAUAUACUUAAUGUACCUAUUGCAAAAAAACCAAUGGUUAUUGAGGUAGCUAAUGGAUGGCUAGAAAAGUUAGGCAACAAAAUGCGCCAUAAAAUGAGGCUUAAAAUGGUGCAAGCGGAUCUUUCAAAAGUAAUACCUUUCAAUUUUUUGAAAAACGAAUUAGAAAUCAUACAACUGUGUCUGGAAAAAAGUGGAAGUCCAAUUGUAUUCUGUCACAACGACCUUCAGGAAGGUAAUAUAUUGCUACAUAAUCAAUAUACCAUUAAUGAGAACGGUGAUUUUGAUAUUAGCGAAAAUGAAGAUCCGAUUUCACCAAUCGAUUUUGAAUAUGCCAGCUAUAAUUACCGGGGAUUUGAAUUUGGUAACUACAUUUGUGAGUAUAUGUUGGAUUAUGGUAAUGAUAAAUCACCGUUUUAUUGGGUUAGACGGGAACGAACACCAUCCGAUGAACAGCUCUAUUAUCUGUUCAACUCAUAUCUGGAUGAAAUUGAUAAGCAAAAGCAAAAUGGUGAUCAUUUCUAUCCAGUUAAAAAUUUAUCUUUGAGCCGUGAAGCAGAAAUUCAAAAAUUAUUCAUUGAAGCACGUCGUUUUCCUGCCGUAUCUCAUCUAUUUUGGUCCAUUUGGUCAUUUUGUUUGGCUGAUGAAUCAUUGCCCAUUUCAUUUGAUUAUAUAAGUUAUGGUUUGGACCGAAUUGCGCUAUAUUACGAAUGCAAACCUCGACUUCUUGAAUAUCUCAAUUGA